UAUAGGAAGAGGGAAAGCACAUUUCCCAUACUAUAACCUACCUCGGGUUGCCCUCUUUGCUGAUCGUGGCUGUGCUGACAGUCAGGCUGCUGCGAAACAUGGCUGCCAAGCAAACCAACCCAGGGCACAGAGGAUCUUCAGUGGGUAAUUCAUCGAGCGCCGCCAACAUGCGAACGGUGAAUGUGGCUCUUACACUUCAUUGUGCUGUGUUCACCAUCUUCUCCCUGGUCCAGUAUGCCAUCUUCUUCACGGCACGAUCGAAUAAUGGAGUGCAGAAGUUCGAGAUAGGACUGGCCCAGCUGGCAGGUUCAAUUGGGGCUGCUGCCAAAACUCCUUGCUACCUGGCCAUGGCUAAGAUGAGAAAAGCCAUGUUCAGAUCGUUCACCGGACGCAUAUGCGGCCACUGAUACGGCUGACCCGGUUGAUCUAGAGAGUGCGUGUAUGUCCAACACUGCUACG
This is a messenger RNA of Symsagittifera roscoffensis, 459 nucleotides long. RefSeq lists its product as uncharacterized. The record is from RefSeq and is a predicted model, not a curated record. The transcript is spliced from 3 exons. The coding region runs from base 99 to 407 and encodes 102 amino acids. Lineage: Eukaryota; Metazoa; Xenacoelomorpha; Acoela; Convolutidae.